This is a messenger RNA of Mya arenaria, 2611 nucleotides long. RefSeq names its product A-kinase anchor protein 17A-like. The transcript is spliced from 7 exons. Lineage: Eukaryota; Metazoa; Mollusca; Bivalvia; Myida; Myidae. Bases 138 to 1601 code for a protein of 487 amino acids. The record is from RefSeq and is a predicted model, not a curated record.
GACGAUUUGACUAAAUUACAAAAUGUUAGGAAAACGGAUAGUGAUACUAAAAUGUAUUUUCGGAUAGUAUGGAAUGAAACUGGAUUCGGAUAAAGAUUUGAUUAACUCUCUUGAGUUUUAAUUUGGCAACAAAUAUAAUGGCGACAGCAGGUGCUAGUAUUUGUACAGACCACAGUGAUGCUGUGGAGUUUUUUAAGCCUGGAGGUCUUUACUUCAAACCUAUUGCCAGGGUUAAUAUAUGCGUCCAACUGCCGCCACUCAAGGAGGCUGGGAAGUCCAUAUCAAACUGGGAGGUAAUGGAAAGAAUUAAAAACAUGAUAAAGCCACAUGGAUUCAUGUCAUUGAAAAUUAUCAAAAGUACUAUGGAGUUUAUACGGUUUGAAGGCGAGUUAGAAAAUAAAGACCUUGUUCUAGUUGUAAUGCAAAGACUUGAAAGUAAAUCAAUUAAGCUGAGUGGUUUUCAUGAACAGCUUAAAGUGAAAGCUGGUGAAGCUAAAAUUGCCUUUCCCGGCAGACAUGACUGGGAUGCCUAUUUCAGGGAUGCUAGAAACAUGAACGAGAUGAGACCUGGUGAAAGACCAGAUACAAUUCAUAUCCGUGAUAUCCCAACAAGGUGGUUUGCAUCUUGCCACAGUAAGGACAAAACUAAACCCAGUGAGGAGUAUUUAAAAAAAGUGUUCUCACAGUUUGGUGACAUAAGAUGUGUAGAUAUCCCUAUGUUGGAUCCGUACAGAAAAGAAAUGACAGGCUUAGUGAAGGUAGGAUCAAUAAAUACAUUCACCUUCGGGCAGGAUCUGGUGUUUGAUGCUUACAUUCAGUACAAGGAGUAUAUCGGAUUUGUGAAGGCCAUGGACAGGUUGAGAGGGAUGAAAAUGCUGUAUAUGGAUGAGGAGGAGAAAUGUGCAGUCGCAAACGUGAGGGUGGACUUUGACAAGACGAAACACCUGACAGAUAAGGCAAUACGUAAACGCCGUCUGGACAGGGAACGACUUGAAGAAUUGGAGCGUGAGAGAGAGGACCGUGUGCGGCGAGAACGGGAAGAACAGGAGCGGAAACUGCUCGAGGAAGAGCGAUUAAAAAAUGAGGAGGAAAUCGGGAGAGAGCGCAAACGUCAGGAAAAACUACAGAGACGAGUGGAUCGCCGGAAAGAACGUGAGCAAAAGAGAAAACAGAAACAUCUGGAGAGAAAAGAGAGAGAGGAAGAGAGAAAGAUGCAGCAUAAGAUUGCGCUGGAGGAGAGAAAGUUCCUCCUUGCUCAGCGGAAACUGGAGUCCAUCAGGAUUAUGACAGAACUGUUUGAGAGGGUGAAGGUGAUCAAGGUGAAGGAGGACGUGGCCCGCAGGGAGCAGGAGCUAGAGGAGGAGCGGACACGGCAGGUUGAGCAAGAGAAAUCAGAACGGGAGGAGAAGGAGAAACAGAGGCAGGAACAGGUCCGACGACGGAAGGAGCAGCUACUCAGACAGGAGCAUGAACUCAGGGAGAAAAUCCUCAAGAAAUUCAAGAACACAGAGGAACACAAACAAGAACAAAUGCGUGAGCAGUUACGUAAAAAACUUUCAGGGAGAACGAAACUGAAGUCUGCAGUGGUGAUGAAGAGAUGACUAGAAGAAGUGCUGGCAGAACAGGACAAGGAGCUGGAUAGAACGAGUCAACUUCCAUACAUGAUCGACGCCACCCUUGUACAACAGCUCUCUAGGCAGCAGCCUCUGGAGGAUGAAUGAUCAACAAAUGUCUUACGGACUAAAAUUUAAGUCUUUGACUGCAGUUGUUGUUAUUUUACCAUUGUUUUAUAAAAAAGAGGUGGACUUAAAGAUAGAUAAAAAAUGUAGACUUAGCAUGUCACAAAAAAAUGGAAGUGCUGUUUAUCAUGACCAAGAAACAAUGUACAUGUGCAACAGGGUAAACUUCUGAACUGAUCUCAUUGAAAAAUAACAUAUGGUAUGGUUAUGUACAUACCACUGGAAGUGUUUUAAUAAGGUGCACAACCUUAAUAUGUUAAUUUAAUGUGCAAAGACACACAGCAUACUUUGGAAGUGUUUGAAAGAAAACAAAGGUUUAACUAGGGUUAGAUUAUAUCUCGUUGAUCACUGAAACGAGUUCUUCAGAUAAGAUACAGAACUGUUUUGCCAUUUCAGCUGUAUCAUACAGUUCUUGAGUAAUGUUUUGUUUACUAAUAUACUGCCAGCACAGAUUUUGAAGUUGUACAAAUUCAUCUUUAUUUUGGACUUUUUGUUACAGUUACUAAGCCAUUGUCAUAUUAUACUGUUUUAUUUUUUUAUGCCUUUCAUAUUUUUUUUACUGUUUUAAAUAUCUGAUUCUAUGCUUUUUCUGAGGAUUUUUGAAAAAUGUGGAAAAAAAUAUUUCUUUUGUCUUUUUAGAACAUUUUUUUGGAUUAAUCAGACCAGUAUCAAUGCUGAAAAACUGCCAUCAGUGAAUAAUUUAACUUUUGUAACUUUUAAAAAAAAUUUUUUUUAUACUGGUUGAAAUAAUCAGACUGUUUUAUUACAUGUUUUAAUGCUAAAAAACUGCCAUCAUUAAAUAAUAAAUCUUUUGUUAGUACCUUUUGAAAAACAAUGCAAUAAAACGAGAUAAAACAAUACAGAUGUUUUCU